Messenger RNA from Suillus subaureus, 516 nucleotides. RefSeq lists its product as uncharacterized. NCBI's taxonomy places the organism in Eukaryota, Fungi, Basidiomycota, Agaricomycetes, Boletales, Suillaceae. The transcript is spliced from 5 exons. The record is from RefSeq and is a predicted model, not a curated record. Bases 1 to 516 code for a protein of 171 amino acids.
AUGACAGCGACAUCCAGCUUCUUCAGUAAAGUACUUGAUGUUUUAAACAUAUCUUUGAGAUUCUCGCUCAGGUACUUCAAGCUUCAACUAAUUGCAUGGCAACAGUAUGUUCAAGGUUCAAUCUUCACCCUUCCUGCUGCCAGAAUGUUGUGUGCACUUGGAUCUGACAGCAAACUGAAAGAUGCUAGUGCUAUUGACUGGUACAAUGACCCUGAUGAUGACACCCCCAUGGUUCCCACACCUCUGCCUUCUGCAUCCAAUGGGAAGCUGACUUCCUUUAGAAAAUCUGUGAAGCUGUCAACACAGCUCCAGCACCUCCUCAAGACCAGCCUGCACCCAAAGGAUGAGGACGAGGUCAACAAAGAGGAAGCUUACCAAAAGACCAAGGCGUUUGGAGACAAGGAUCACAAGGAUCGCAAGCACACAAAGAAAGAGGAGCACAGUGGAGAUCUGAAGGUAGUGUUUACUCAGGAGAAAGGCUGUAUCAAUCUGCACACCCAAGAAUGUGAAGAGUAG